GUUUUGUGAUUUUGUGAUAAUUAAUAAUAAUUUAAUUGAGUGCAGUGUUGAUCGUGUUAUUUUCGGAAACUAAGAUAAUCGGCAUGCCGUGGGCGUGAAAUGGAUGGUAUUCAGAUGGAGCCCAUCGGCAAGUAUAAAGCCGAUCGUAACGGAUCCGCUAAGGCGGCCGCUUGGAGAAACAUGGUUGAUCAGGACUUGGAUGACGUGGCGUUUUUAGCUGACACAGAUAAAGCAAGGGAAGCGAGGGAGCUCGGUGACACGCCCGUGGCUGUGUGUUCCCAACGAAGAGCGCUAUGUCUCGCAGCUUUAGUCUUCUCCGCGAUGUUUGCUACCGCGCUCCUAGUGGUGUACGCAACUCCGCAGCCUGAAUGCCCAUGUCUAAGUGAAGCUGAACUAAUACCAGGUCAAUCGCCAACGGGAUCUGAAGAAAAUGCAACAACCGCUAAUAAAGAUAGGAUAGCCAGCAAUGGAAUGGUUUUCCCAUGGCGUGGCGCGAGGUUACCAACCUUCCUAAUACCCAAACACUAUAGUCUAUGGUUACACCCAAAUCUGACUACGGGAGAGUUGAGAGGUGAAGUUUCAAUAGAUUUCAAGGUUGACCGCGACAGUACAUUCCUAGUCCUCAACGUGAGGGAUAUGAAUAUAACAGAAAGGGCACUGUUUAAGAGUGGCGGUUCUUUGGGCCCGAAGGUCGCUAGGACGUUGGAUUAUCCGCCGGCUGACCAAACAUAUAUCGAGUUUAAGGAGAAACUUCGCCGGAAAUACAAUUAUACACUGAGUCUCCGUUUCAUAACGAAAUUAGAUAGAAGCGACAAACAACGCGGUUUCUUCCUGACAUCAACGCAUCGACAUCGUUGUGCGGUGUCCCGUUUCUGGCUGACUCACGCCCGUUCAGCGUUCCCUUGCCUCGAUGAACCGCAUCUCAGAGCUACCUUCAAACUUACCAUUGUAAGGGAUAGGUUUCACGUAUCUUUAACAAAUAUGCCGAUAGUCGCUACCGAAGAAGCUGGAUUUUAUUUAGGACACAGAUUACUUCAAGACGAAUUUGCAAUUUCCCCUCCAAUGUCGACACACAUGAUGUCACUCGCUGUGUGCCGCCUCCAGCGUAGAGCUGCACCGCCUCUACCCGAACCCACUCCAGAAGUCACUGAAGCUCCGCCGGAUGACUUCAUGCCCCCACCGGAAGUCAGCUUAUACAGUGACCAGCAAGUUAUACUGGAUGAAUCGGGGCCAUUGCUAGAAUGGGUCCAGAAAACGAUACAGCUGUUCGCGUUCGAACUGAACACAUCUUACCCGUUACCUAAGUUUGACAUCGUAGUUGUUGAUGGGGGUAACCAGUUUUCUGAAGGUUGGGGUCUGAUCACUCUGUCGCCAUCAUUACUUACGGACACGAAAGCGAUUGCAAGAUUAUUAGCACAACAGUGGUUUGGAGGUCUGGUUUCACCGCGCUGGUGGAGCUCGCAGUGGCUUCUUGAAGCCUUAACGUCAGUAUUGGGUGAAAAGGCGCCAGCAUUAGGCGGAGCUCCCGCUGAACGGCAACAGGACGCCUUGCUACUGGAUCAUGUAUUACCUGCGUUGAGGUUGGAUUCGAGCUACUCGGUCCGAGCAGUCGCGUCACCGAGAUUGGAUAAAGCGGAUAUAGAAUCAUCUACCGAUGACUUGUCAUUACAUAAAGGUGCAGCCAUAGUGAGUAUGGCGAUAGAGGCCGCGGGGCAGGAAGCUGGACGCGCUGCGCUCGCGCGACUGUUGCGCGACCAUCGCUCAGCCAGUGCCGAUGCCAGAGAUCUAUGGCGUGCUCUCCAGCACGACAGUCCCGAUGAUGCCCCCGCUCACGCCUGGGACGGUUGGUGCGAGAGACCUGGAUACCCUUUACUUUGUGCCCGGGUAUCUGGCAGUGACGUGGUGCUGAAGCAGGAAAGAUUUGUCAUGUCUGCGGAUCCACCGGACCCUGAACCGCCGAUGCUGAACUACCUCUUAACUUCAGACCUUCGAGCUGAGCUGGAUGAAAUAUUCUAUGAACCCGAAAACUUUACCGAAAUAGUGGAAGAAGAUAUCAACGCUACAACAACGACACCGACCCCGCCAACAACAACCAAACGGACGACAAUUAAAACAACAAAAGCUCCACCAACACCGAAAUGGGUUAUACCAGUUACCUUCUCAGUUGGACCACUUAAUCACGGCGAUGAUGAAGAAGUAGAAAACCUUACAAAGCUUUGGAAGAACGUUACAGAAAACAUACAAAAUGGCACCUGGUAUGAUAUAGUCAACGACACAAAACACACGUCGAGGUGGUCGGAAAAUGUCACUUAUCUCAUUUGGAUGAAUGACACAGAAAUGGUUAUACCAGAGCUGGGCAAACACAAGUGGGUGAGGUACAACGUGGGAGCGCGCGGUCUAUACCGCGUGGCCCCCCAGGACCGAAAUGCUGGAGAGUCGUCGGAGGCGGCGGCGCGGCGCGCGGCGGCGCUGUACGCGAGCGGCGCGGCGGCCGAGCGCGCGCUGCUGCUGGACGACGCCUUCGUGCUCAGCCGCGCCGCCCGCCUGCCCGCCAGCAGGGCCGUCGCCGCGGCCGCUCAUCUGGCAACGGAGCGUCAUUGGGCAGUAUGGCGUGUGGUUGUCGGGCAUCUGUCCUGGUGGCGGGAACUGCUCCAAGUUUCAGCGUCAGGACCACACCUUCAAGAGUUGCUAAGCACCCUACCACCGCGUUUACCAUUGUACACUUACCAGGAAUUACAAGAUCCGGGGAUAAAUGAGGAUCAGCUGUGGUUGAGCGGAGCAUUGCUAACAGCUGGCGUGGAGUGGGGCAACGAAAACGUCACAGAACAAGCGCUGGAGCUGUUCGACGCUUGGAUGAAUGAUAAUGAGACGAUACCGGAAAUAUAUCAGGAGGGCGCGUUCACGGCGGGCGUGCGCGCGCGCGGCGCGGCGGCGUGGCGGCGCGUGUGGCGCGCGCUGCUGACGUCACACGCGGCGCCGCGCCCCACGCACUCGCACGCCGCGCUGCUGGCCGCGCUCGCCGCGCCGCGCGACGACUGGCUGCUAUACCGGUUCGCGUACACGGUGAUGUCGAGCGAGGCGCAGCGCGGGCGGGAGUGGAAGACCUGGGUGACGUCACUCUGCCAGGGAAUUUGCAAAUGGCGCGGCGCUUCGGGUAUUUGGAGGAUAUUGAACAUGACGACACUUCCACCUUCCGCCUUACAAGCAGCAGCACGGUGUCUCCAUCAACCCGGAGACUAUUACAGGUUUAGGGAGUUAUUUGGAGCACAGAAAGGCGCGGCAAUCGCCUUAGACACGAUCGCACUCAACACAGCGUGGGUGUCUCGCGCUGACGGUGAUCUUCUCUCGUACUUCAACGCAGUGCACAAACAAACGGAUUAA
Nymphalis io (European peacock) is the source of this 3381-nucleotide messenger RNA. RefSeq lists its product as uncharacterized. Lineage: Eukaryota; Metazoa; Arthropoda; Insecta; Lepidoptera; Nymphalidae. Gene Ontology annotation, cellular component: cytoplasm. Bases 100 to 3381 code for a protein of 1093 amino acids. Gene Ontology annotation, molecular function: metalloaminopeptidase activity; zinc ion binding; peptide binding. The record is from RefSeq and is a predicted model, not a curated record. Gene Ontology annotation, biological process: peptide catabolic process; proteolysis. The transcript is spliced from 28 exons.